ACACACAAUGCACCCAACUGCUUAUUUCACAGAAAAUUAGAAAUUGAAGAAAAUAAACAUUUGCUCUUUUGUUGUUCACUCAGCCAUGGCAGACGACAGACCGGAGAAGAUAAUCCUCAAAACCCCAGCACUUCUCAAGUACAUCUUCGAAACAAGCUGCUUUCCAAGAGAACACGAGCAACUGAAGCAACUAAGGGAGGCCACCAUCGAGAAAUAUGCGGUCUGGAGUCUUAUGAAUGUGCCUGUAGAUGAAGGUCUGCUUCUAUCGAUGCUUCUGAAGGUGAUGAAUGCCAAGAAGACGUUGGAGCUCGGUGUCUUCACUGGUUAUUCUCUUCUCACUACUGCUCUUGCACUGCCUGCUGAUGGCAAAAUAACAGCAAUCGAUGUAGAUAAAGAAGCCUAUGACGUUGGACUGCCAUUUAUUCAGAAGGCUGGGGUGGAACAUAAGAUUAACUUCUGCCAGUCAGAUGCCUUCACAGUCCUAAAUGAUCUCAUUACCAAAGGGGAGGAAGAAGGGAGCUUUGAUUUUGCAUUUGUGGAUGCCGACAAGGACUCCUACAUGGGAUAUCACAAGCUGCUGAUGAAGCUUGUGAAGGUUGGAGGAAUCAUAGCUUAUGAUAACACAUUGUGGUUUGGGACAGUGGCGGAGCCUGAGGAGAAUGUGCAAGAAUUUGCAAGGAAAGGCAGAAAACAUUUGCUGGAACUCAACAGCUUUCUCGCCGCGGAUGACCGUCUUGAGCUAGCCGUUGUUUCCAUCGGAGAUGGACUCACCCUCUGCAGGCGUCUCUGUUAGCUUGCUGAGCAAGAAACAACUCUCAUUUUGAAGUUUUCUAAUAAAUAAUUAAGACAGUUUUAUCUGUGGUAAUUAAAAUGGUUAUGAACAUCAUCUUGGUUGCCUUCUUAAUGAACUUCAUUUAAUCU
This is a messenger RNA of Pyrus x bretschneideri (Chinese white pear), 921 nucleotides long. RefSeq names its product flavonoid 3',5'-methyltransferase-like. The record is from RefSeq and is a predicted model, not a curated record. NCBI's taxonomy places the organism in Eukaryota, Viridiplantae, Streptophyta, Magnoliopsida, Rosales, Rosaceae. The transcript has 5 exons. Gene Ontology annotation, molecular function: O-methyltransferase activity; S-adenosylmethionine-dependent methyltransferase activity. The coding region runs from base 86 to 793 and encodes 235 amino acids.